Planococcus citri (citrus mealybug) is the source of this 1016-nucleotide messenger RNA. RefSeq names its product lipopolysaccharide-induced tumor necrosis factor-alpha factor homolog. The transcript has 3 exons. NCBI's taxonomy places the organism in Eukaryota, Metazoa, Arthropoda, Insecta, Hemiptera, Pseudococcidae. Gene Ontology annotation, molecular function: zinc ion binding. The coding region runs from base 208 to 738 and encodes 176 amino acids. The record is from RefSeq and is a predicted model, not a curated record.
AUAUAUGGAGAGGGAAACUAACCGUCGUUUCGAAGCAUCUACGAAUUCCUACAUAACACCGCUUUCUGCGCUUUCUGCUUCACAUUCAAGGUUUCGAGUUGAACAUUUUACGUCGUGAAUAACAGCUGACUUUGUGACGAGAAGUAUUGAAUUUCGAGCGCGAGGUUCCCUGUUAUGUGAAUUUAUUUCCUGAAACAAUAAAUCGAGAUGUCAAAAACAAUCCCAGAUCAGCCACUACCUCAAUCGUACCCUCCGCCAGGACCUCCUCAACCGUACCCUCCACCAGGACCGCAACUAUACCCUCCAUCAGGACCUCAACCUCAACCGUACCCUCCAUCAGGUCCUCAACCGUAUCCUCAGCCAGGAUUCAACAUCCCUCCGCCUCAAUACGAUAAUAUCCAGCACAACUAUCCACCUACCGCUCCACCGCCUCAGUACGAUAAUAUUCAGCAUCAGCACCAUCAGCAACAACCAGUGAAUGUGAUAAUUGAGCCUAUUUCGUUCGGCGAAACUCCAGUUCGUAUGGUUUGUACGAAUUGUCAAAGAGAUAUUGUAACCACCGUCACAGACGAAUACUCGUUGUCUCAGCAUAUAGCGUGUUUGGUUAUUUUUAUAUUUACCGCUGGUAUCUGUACGUGUUAUUCGUGUGUUCCGUAUUGUAUACCAUCUUUGUACGAUGCUCGUCACCAGUGUCCUAAUUGUAAAACACAUUUAGGUACCUAUAAACGUUGUGCUUGAGCAGUAUAGGUAUUAAAUCGUUCCCGCGAAAUUGAGUCGUAAAAACAGGACCAUAUAAUAUAUAAAAUAUAAUUCUAAACGGUUCGACUGAACCACCUUCAGCGGCGCUAUACUUAUCAAUAAUAAAAAAAAAUACCUAUUCCCAUGCACGUAAAUUUAUAACCAUUCAGUAUAAGUAUACUUAUAUAUAAGGGCUUUUAUAUCGAAUUGUAAUUUUGUAAUUUCUUUUGUAAUUUUUUUUUUAAAUACGAAAAAAAUUCAAUACAACGACGUUUGCA